AAUCUUGCCUCAGUGAAAGAGACCAAGGGCUUGGGCAAAACGUCUAGAGCCACAGCAUUCCUAGCUGGCUCUCCCUUUGAACACUGAGCUGAGGGAGGCAGGCUGGAGGAGAGGCUGGGAGACGCCGAGCCAGGCCCGCUGCAGGGGCUCCAAGACUGGGCUGGGCCUCAGGUAAACGAGGGUGGCUCGGGCAAAAGAUGGCGAACAGUCAGGGAAAUGUCUAAAGACUGAUUGCGAGUCACCGAGUUCAGGCUGGCAGGUAGCUAGGACCAUUGCAUCGUUCCUUCGAAGAAACCCCGUAUCAGUUCUUACAAAAUAGCUCCACAUUCCAGCCUCAUGGCAGCGGACGCUAAUUUCCUGCGGUGGAUGUAACGCUCCUGUGGCACCAGCCAAUCAGAGAACAAGACGGCGGGCCUUGUCAUAAGACCCAGCGUGACAUCACUGCGAGGGCGCGCGGAGAGCAGACGCGGAGGCUCCGCAGCCGGCCACCGGACACCGGCUCCGCGCGGAUAUGCAAGCCGGAUACCAGGCGCCGCCGGCCGGAUGCAAGCAAGGCGGACUCGGGGUGAAGAUGGAGGGGAGGAAAAAAAAAAAAAAAAAAAAAAAAGUGUCGGGCGCCGCGCGUGUUUGGAGACGUGGCGGCGGGGGAGAGGAGCGCUGCGGGCGGACACGCGUGGACUACGUGGGCCGGUGUUAGGACUGGAGGAGAUUGGAAAAGACAACUUUUUUUUUUUUUUUUUUUUUUUUUUUUUUUCCUCCCCACGUUUGUCUGCCAAUCACGACGAGAGGAAGACGCAACAUUCCCAAAGUUUUUCCCAGAUGUAUAACAUGAUGGAGACCGAUUUGAAGCCCCCCGCGCCCCAGACCAACACGGGGGGUCCGGGCAACCCCAACACGCCCGGAACCGGCGCCAACCAGAAGAACAGCCCGGAGCGGGUGAAGCGGCCCAUGAACGCCUUCAUGGUGUGGUCCCGGGGCCAGAGGCGGAAGAUGGCGCAGGAGAACCCCAAGAUGCACAACUCGGAGAUAAGCAAGCGGCUCGGCGCGGAGUGGAAACUUCUCUCGGAGAGCGAGAAGCGGCCGUUUAUCGACGAGGCCAAGCGGCUGCGGGCCUUGCAUAUGAAGGAGCACCCCGACUAUAAGUACCGGCCCCGGCGGAAAACCAAGACGCUCAUGAAGAAGGACAAGUACACCCUGCCCGGCGGGCUCCUAGGCCCCGGGGGGAACGGCAUGGGCGUCGGGGUCGGGGUUGGCGUCGGAGCCGGGUUGGGCGGCGGGGGCGGCGGCGUGGCCCAGCGCAUGGACAGCUACGCGGCGCACAUGAACGGCUGGAGCAACGGCGGGUACGGCAUGAUGCAGGAGCAGCUGAGCUACCAGCACCCGGGGCUGGGCGCGCACAACCCGGGUCAGAUGCAGCCCAUGCACCGCUACGACAUGAGCGCCCUGCAGCAGUACAACAGCAUGACCACGCAGGGCUACAUGAACGGCUCCCCCACCUACUCCAUGUCCUACUCGCAGCAGAGCAUGCCGCCGGGCUCCAUGGGGUCCUCCGCCGCCGCCGCCGCCGGGGUCAAGUCCGAGUCCAGCAGCUCCAGCCCGCCGAUCGUCACCUCGUCCUCCUCGCACCGGGGCGCGCCGGGCUGCCAGAGCGGGGACCUGAGGGACAUGAUCAGCAUGUACCUGCCCGGGGCGGAGGUCAGCGAGCAGACGGCCCAGACCAGGCUACACAUGUCCGGCCACUACCAGAGCGCCGUGCCGGGGACGACGAUCAACGGCACGCUGCCAUUAACACACAUGUAAGGAAAAAAAAAAAAACUUUUAUAUAUAAACACACAUAUAUAUAUAUAUAUAUAUAUAUAUAAACAUUGGACUACUUAACUUUGGACUAUUUUUGUACAGAAAAAAAAGGGAAUGCAGGAGGGGGGAAAGUUGUAUAAAAGUCACCUGCAAAAAGAGGAGAAAAAAAAAGACCAAUUUUUUUUUUUCCACCCCCCCUUUUCCCCUUUUUUCAUUUCUUUAAAGGAAGCUGUAGAGGAAGAUCUUCACCUCUUCACUGCUGGAUGAAGUUUGCCCGACGAGAAAGUGGGAGUCGCAAUCAAAAAUCACUUUUUUUCUUUUUUUUUCUGUACAGUAUUUAUCAAAAAAACAAACAAAAAAAAAAAACAUUACAAUCAGAUGAUAUAAAUAACCAUUAAGAGGUUGCAUCGUUUUUUUUUUUUUUUUUUUUAAAUCCCUCCUUAUAAUUUCAUAUAACAAAGCCAGUUUUGCAGAAACAUGGGAAAGAAAAAGGGACAUAAAACUACUGUUUUUUUCUUUUAAAUUAAAGUCCAAAACUAAAAAUAUUGUAAUAAAACCCCCCCUUCCCUUUCCAACCCCCCCACCCGCUCAUACAUCAUAAAAUAAAUAAAUUAAAAAAAAAAAAAAGUUAAUUUAUAUCUCCCACUUUCCAUCCGUUUGAGGUAUGGCGCUUGUGCUCUUUAUUUUCUUAUUGAUUUGUACAAUUUCUGUAUAUUUACUGUGAUAUUUUUUUUUUUUUUUAAUGUUCUUAGCUCAUCAUUCAUUUUCCGUAGUUGUAUUUAAAAACAAAAAACAAAAUAAUUAAAUAAAAAAAAGAGAGAGAAUACUGUGGCCUGUACGCAGAAGCCAAGCACUCCAUGUACAUACUGGAACUAAUACCAUCCUUAUAUCAGCUACAAUUUCAACUGAGUCUAUUUUUUUUUUUUCAAUAUGCAGUUUGAAAAGAAUAAAUUUUGGAAAUUUGGAUACUUGAAA
This is a messenger RNA of Nerophis ophidion (straightnose pipefish), 2772 nucleotides long. RefSeq names its product SRY-box transcription factor 2 (gene sox2). Gene Ontology annotation, molecular function: RNA polymerase II cis-regulatory region sequence-specific DNA binding; DNA-binding transcription factor activity, RNA polymerase II-specific. The transcript is spliced from 3 exons. Lineage: Eukaryota; Metazoa; Chordata; Actinopteri; Syngnathiformes; Syngnathidae. Gene Ontology annotation, biological process: anatomical structure morphogenesis; regulation of DNA-templated transcription; cell differentiation. Bases 544 to 1800 code for a protein of 418 amino acids. The record is from RefSeq and is a predicted model, not a curated record.